AUGAACUUGAAUAUAGGACCGGAAAAAACAGCAAUAAUGCCAAUCAUAACAAAAAAUAGGAAAAAUAUUAUAACUCCCCCCCCUCCGUGAGUGAACAAAACCAUUAGAAAAAUCGCUAUAUUUUUUGCCCAAAAACCCACCCUCCGUGAGUGAACAAAAAUUUUUAUGAAAAAAAUUUUGAUAUAUAAAUGAUAAAUUAGCAUAAUGAAAUAUAGGGCUAAUUCUGUUUAAUUUUAAACGAAUUGCUUUUUAAAACAUAAAUUUUAUAAAUAAAAUGAAUAUUUGCUUUCCAAUUUUUGCGAAUCAGGAUUUUUUUUUAAAUUUCGAAAAAAAAAUUUUUAUAAAGUUUAUAUAUAAAUUUUUUUAAAAAAAAAACUAACCCCCCUCUGUGAGUGAACAAAAUUUUUUGUUCACUCACGGAGGGGGGGGAGUAAGUAAACUACCUAAAAUAUCAUACCAAAAUCAUGAAAUACCAGUUGUUGAAAAAUAUAAAUAUUUAGGCAAAAUAAUGAAUGGAAAUAUAAGAGGUUCAGGAUUCGACCAAGCGCAUUAUAAAUACCUCAAAGAUAAAGCAAAAAUAUCUACUUGCUCUCUAAUCCCUAUGAUUAGAAGAAUGCUUAACAUCCCAAGUAAAACUCUUAUAAACUGCUUCAAAGCAAUAUUCUUACCAAGAUGCACACAUGGUCUUGAAAUAUGCUCAAGAAUUAAAUGCAAAACUGCAAUUAAACAAAUUCAAAGAUCAUUCAAUAAGAUUAUAAGAGAAUGUUGCCAUGUUUAUGACAAAACACCUAUUGAACCCAUAUUACUUGAUUUAAAUAUUCCAACAGUACAACAAUAUACUGACCAAAAAUCAUUGAUAUUUUUACAAAAAAUUUGUGAAUUAACACAUAUAUCUGAGAUUGCAAUCCAUUUCCUAAGAAAUUUCGAUAAUGCAAUUACACCGACAAUGAAAAUCUACCAAGAAAUGCUUCAAAAAUAUAAUUUUACAAAACCAUUCGAUUUUAAUAACAACAUGAUUAGUUGAAAUGACAAAAAUUGAAAGGGAAAUGUCAAAGAUAAACUUAGAAUCUAUUGAAGAAACGAAAACAUGAGCAUAAUCAAUAAAAAAGUAACAUUAAAGAUGCUUAAAGAAUUAAGGAAUCAAACUUUACCACGAAUAAACUCCCAAAAUUCUGAAUACUGAAUAAAAACCUAA
Molecule: messenger RNA, 1195 nt
Organism: Blepharisma stoltei
Lineage: Eukaryota; Ciliophora; Heterotrichea; Heterotrichida; Blepharismidae
Source: the annotation of a GenBank genome assembly